Alternaria rosae is the source of this 1008-nucleotide messenger RNA. RefSeq lists its product as uncharacterized. Bases 115 to 747 code for a protein of 210 amino acids. The record is from RefSeq and is a predicted model, not a curated record. The transcript has a single exon. Lineage: Eukaryota; Fungi; Ascomycota; Dothideomycetes; Pleosporales; Pleosporaceae.
CAGUUGAUCACUGGUUAAAACCCAGUUCUUCCAUUAGAACUAGCGUUACCAACAUGGCAGACUCUUCCAUUCCGAGAAGUCAAGGACCGCGCGCAGCUCCUAGCAAUACGCGCAAUGCAACUAGACCUUCGAGACCAAUUCACUAAAGACGCCGUCACCCGCACCAAUCGAUUACGGCAGUCUAAGAAAGACUACUGGGAUGACACUAAGGAAGUGCGCAGUGAGGAUCUACGAAAAGGCGAUCUGGUGCUUCUUUGGAAUUCUAUUCGUGAGAUAGACAUGUCUAGAGACAGGAAGCUCGACACUAGAUGGAUGGGCCCGUAUCGCGUACGCCUCCCAAGGCCAGAACGAGGCACAUUCCAUCUAGAGGAUCUUGAUGGUACACCAUUUCCACACACUAUCCCCGGGAAUAGGUUGAAGCUGUUUCGACAACGAACGGUUGAGGACAUCGCAGAACAAGACCGCGGUCGUAUGAAGCUUUGGAACCCAGAGAACUGGGAGAACAGCAAUGUCUCUGCCGACGCGCCGGCUGGUUCAGUUGCGGAUGAAGAAGAUAAUAAUCAAAGCCCCACAACUCGUCCACACCUCAAGGAAGGGGAGGCGAGCAACACGCCGCGCCUCAUUAGCCAACCCAGAGUAGUUAUCACCAAGCGACUCACUGAAGAUGAACGAAGAGCAUACAGACUAGACUUUGCUCCCUCCUCCGAUUCUGACUCAUCCUCAGUUUCCGAAGGGGAAAUCUCCUAGGCCAAGGGACGGCCACUACUCGAGGAAGGGGAGGGAGGGCCUAUAGGCUCUCUCGUCCAAAAGCCUCUUCUCACAAUGCAUGCUCAACUUUCACCAUGCAUUUAAAGCUUGUUUCAGGAUUGCCAAUUCAAACCAGACGUAUUUAAGCUGCCACCGACUUACGACACUCAGCGUCGUCUAAGGCCGUCGCCCCAGCUAACCCAGAGAGCAACCACCAUCAUCAAAAAUACACCUUACCUUCGUCUUCUUCUCUUUCCUUUC